GUGUUUAUUCCCCAUCCGUUCCACCAACCACUCGCUGCGCUUUGCUUUGUUUUGCUUUGCUUGGACUCGCCUACUUGUAUGCUUCCUUCGUGGCAUUGAGGUGUGGCUAAGACAAGAAACAGAAUUGAGACUUCAGUUCUCCCACCCAUGGAUAUCUUAGGGCAGAGUGGACUAGAUAGAAUAACCAACCUAAGGAUUUGAUAGGCCGGCCUGAAGUCAGGCCAAGGAAAACAUGAUCAAGUCAUGCUCCUGCCCGACGCGCCCACUGCAAGUUGCUAUUCACACAUAAAUUACCGGGCCAUUAGAGGCAAAUCACUAGACAAGACAAGCCCAUAGAGUCAAGUACAAUAUGAUUAUAGUUAUUGAUGAUGUAGCCCCUCGGUGUAAGUUAUUAUAGUGUAAGAAAUCCGCUCAACAUGCGACAACGCCGUAGUUAUCAGGUUGCAAUGAAUCGGCCUCUCACUUUUGUGCGUGCAUGACUAACACUCAGUACUGACUACACUGAUGAUUGAGUGAGAGCUGAGAGGGGGAGAUAUCAGGCAAGGACCAGAGAUGGUGGGUCUCUCAAGUGCCGUGCUAUGGUGGGGAGAGUGGCAGCUGCGCAUCCUCGUGCUCAGCAGCCUCCUCGUUCAGUGGCUCCUCCUCUUCGCGUCCCUGCGUAAGCUCGCUAUCCCUUCCUGGUUCAGAUCCAUGAUAUGGCUUGCCUACAUAGGCAGCGACGCUCUGGCCAUAUACGCUCUUGCCGUCCUUUUCGGCCGUGAGAGGAGGCAAGAUUGUAACUCUGGGCAACGCAAUAGCGUUCUGGAAGUGGUGUGGGCACCAGUCCUCCUGAUGCACCUUGGCGGACAGGACGUCAUAACCGCCUACAACAUCGAAGAUAAUGAGCUAUGGACGCGGCAUGUCCUCACCGCCGUGUCGCAGAUCACCGUAGCCGUCUACGUGUUCUGCAAAUCAUGGCCAGGCGGCGACAAGAGGUUGUUGCAGGCCGCAAUCUUGUUCUUCAUCCCUGGGAUCCUCAAAUGCAUAGAGAAGCCCUGGGCUCUCAAGAGCGCCAGCAUAAACAGCCUAGUCAGCUUUUCCAGCCCCGCUCCAAGGAGGACCGCAAACAGAGAAGGCGAGAUCAGUUCGCUCGAAGACUACGUGCAAAAAGCAAGGGCUUUUGUCCAGGCUGACCCUUGUCAUCAAGCACAAGAAGGUGAUGCGGCGGACCUUGAGGCCAACAACCAUGUUCCUGAUCAAGCACAAGGAGAAGAUGAUGUGGUGGAUCUUGAGCCCGACCAUGGAUCUCAGACGCCAAGCACACAGACAAGUAGAGGCCAAGUUGAUGACUAUAAUGUGGACCUUGAGGUCUAUAAGCUAUUUGUGGACCUUGCAUCGCCCUAUCCUGAUUGACUUGGCAUCCUAAAAUCCUUUGGGUUGCUUCAUGAGAAACAAGCAUAUGUUUUGUUGCAAAAUAGGCUAUCCAACACGUUUAAUCUUUUAUACACGAAAAAGAAGAUGAUCGAGCUUUGUGAUGAAACGGGGGAACAACCAGAUAUGAAUCCUGGUGCUUUGUUCAUACGUCUACCAGCUAACGUACUGCCAUGGGCAGCCCUCGCCCUCUUCCACAAUAGUCACAGAGAAGCUUAUGAUGAUAACGACGUCAAGGUUACAUAUGUCUUGUUCUGCUGUACCGCAGUGUUGGAGUACUUCUGCAGGUUUUUCUCAACUAAUCAUAUUUCUUCAAAGGCUCAAAGGCAAGUCCAUUCGAGUUCUAGGACGCCUGACGGGGAUUGGGCAGUACAAUUCGUAAGAUGGGCGCUUGACCUGUCUGCACGGACAAAGCUAGAAAAUGCCCAAUGGCGAGGGAGUGAAGUUCCCCCGUUCCAGUGGCAAAGGACCAUCCUGUCCAAGCUUCAGUGGGCAAGAAAGAAGGUUGCCCUGUCUCUUCAGUGGGCAAGAAAGAAGGUUGCCCCGUCUAUCACUGAGCUAAGAAAUUUCAUGAUCAUUGGUGCACUCAAAGAUAGCCUCAUAGGCCAAUAUGCUCUUGUAGGGUUCUUUGUCCACAACAAAAAGCACACAAAGAUGACCAGCAUCCUGAGUUUUUUGAAUUGCAACGACUUUUUUUACCAACAUUGGUUCAUGAAGCCCUGCAACUCUUCCUUUGCAAUAACAGGGUUAGUCCUCAAGUAUGGGAAGAAAGGGUGGGAAGAUCAGAUAAAAGAUGUUGGCAGUUACUGGAAGUUCAAUGACCGCAGGGGGCAAUGUACUCUUCAGGCUAACAAGUGUGACCAAGACCUGGGUUGGAGCUUAAGGAGUCCAUUUGACGAGAGCGCCCUUCUCUGGCACAUCGCCACGGAUUUCUGCUUCUACCACUUGGGCGCAUCAGCAGAUCACCAAUGUGCCACUGCUCAGUGUAUUGAAGAUGCAUCAGGUGAAGGCCAUGGUUGUGCUGUUUGGUGUGAAAGAUCUCAUCAUCACGGUAGAGCCGUCCGGUGCCGGGAGAUGUCCAACUACUUGAUGUACCUACUAUUUGUUAACCCUGAGAUGCUACUGUCGGGUUCUAGGCGGAAUCUGCUCAUCACCGCUAAUGCUGAACUGGAGGAGAUUCUCAAGGAUGACGAUCCAUCGCUCGAGAAGAUCCUCAAGGGCAGUGGCGGAGCUACAGUCAUUUGUGUGGGCGGGCCAAAACUGAUUGGUAUAGGAAGGACCAUUAAAAUUUUGCUCUUACGGCCAGAUUGUACACUAAUCUAGACUGAUAUCUUGUGUGGCUGGGCGGGCCAUGGCCUGGUUUGGCCCAGCUGUAGCUCCGCCAGUGCUCAAGGGUGACGAGCCUUCACUCAUGGAGAUCCUCAAAGGCAAUAAGCCAUUUCUUAAGUUCUUCACAGGCAGAAAGCCAUUGCUCAAUGAAAUCGAAAAAGAAUUUACUCAGAGAAUAAUUGGCAAGGUGCUGCAGCCCACACAAUACAAAGAACAGGUUGUUGAACACACACAUUCGCCGCCUGAUGCAAAGAAAUAUCCAACUGCACAGGAAGGUUGUUUUAUCCAUGAUGCCUGUAAGAUUUCUGAAGCGCUGUUGUCUUUGGGUGAUGAGAGCAAGACAUGGGAGGUGAUCGAAGGUGUGUGGGUGGAGAUGCUCUGUUUCUCAGCCAGUAGGUGCCGAGGGUACCUACAUGCAAAGAGCCUGGGCACUGGCCCUGAGCUCCUCACUUAUGUCUGGCUGCUGCUAUCACACAUAGGGAUGGAGACCUUGCAGGAGAGGCUGCAGAGGACAGAGCUUUCAAAUGAAGAAGGAAAUGCCGGUGCUCCUCCAUCGACUUCCCAGAUACCUGGGAGUGAAGAUCCACCUCCUUGCAGACGCUCAAGGCCUCAUGAAGCUGCUGCUGCCGGCGCAUCCAUCUCUGAAUCCGAAGAAAUAGUACCAGCUGAAUAAUCUGAGAAAUCAUUAACUGUAUCGUUCAUACAUGGAAAUAAUCCUGUGUCAAUAUCACCCAUCUGCCGUUUGUGUACUUUGCUUCCUCACUUGCAGCUGCUCCUCGGUGCAGAACUUGAUGCACUCGUACAGUCUGAUGCCUGGCAGUCUAUUUGUGUGCUGUUGGAGCUGCCAGAUUACAAAGUGUGUAGUAUGGUGGAUGCCAGGUUACUCCAUGAUUGCCCCAUGUUGAAUUCUCAAGUUAUGUAUUUCUACCUGAAAGUCAGAAAUUUCAGUGUUGUUUUUCUUCCUCAAUCUCCAUCAUUUUAUAACCAUGUGAAUAUUUGAUCUACCAGAAACAGGGGGUGGGGGAGGGAGUACCAGCUGAAUAACCUGAGAAAUUAUCACCUUUUUAUUUACAGUUGGAAAUAACCCGUUUCUGCAUUACCAAUCUGAUCUGCUUGAUUUUAAUCUGCAGCUGCACUAUUGUGCAGAGCUUUUUUCGACAAAUAUUGUGCAGAGCUUAAUACACUACGGCUGUUGUUAACUUCACACUUCCUAUUUCUACAAUGAUUGCCCCAUGUUAAACACAGUGGCGAACGAUGUGUCUUACGGUCUUACCUCGUCAAGAUUAUGAUAACAUGCCGUAAUCUUGGCUUCUUAUUUGCUUACCAGUGGAAGCUCUGCCUUGAUUGGUUCUGUCGCGACAUGCUGUUCUUUGGUGUGGUUCUCUAGUUUUCUCGGUCAAUACGAGCCAUAUGAUGCCUGUUUGUUUCCUCUUACAGUGCCUAUCAGUCACCAUUUUUUGUAAGAGUCUGGAUUUGGUGUGGGUAGUUUUGUUUUACUUUUGAACUUGAAUACCCUAUUGAUUGUAAUCAUGUAUUACUACCCAAAGGUCAGAUCCUUUUAUCCUCCUUGAUCUCCAUGAUUAUCUUGUUGAUAUAUUACCGCCAAAAGGCACUGCUCCAUCUCAAAAUGCUUUCGAGAUUGGAGUUAUUUAUUUGUAAUUGUGUAAAUGGAGUAGACUGGAACCCGACCUGACAUACAUCUUUAUUUGUAACUGUAAAUGUGUGAUUUAGCAGGGUUUUUUCUUUUCUUGGGAAGGAAGCCCUAGGCCUCAUGAAGCUGUUCAUCUCUUUAUGCAGGGAAAUAAUCCCAUGUUUGUAUUUCUUGAAAAAAAAAUCGAGGUUAAGGAGUUCGAAAGGCGACUAGCUGUGUUGGUUCAGGAUAAGUA
This is a messenger RNA of Triticum aestivum (bread wheat), 4625 nucleotides long. RefSeq lists its product as uncharacterized. NCBI's taxonomy places the organism in Eukaryota, Viridiplantae, Streptophyta, Magnoliopsida, Poales, Poaceae. Bases 553 to 1392 code for a protein of 279 amino acids. The record is from RefSeq and is a predicted model, not a curated record. The transcript has 2 exons.